Messenger RNA from Gilbertella persicaria, 1953 nucleotides. Its product is annotated as armadillo-type protein. Gene Ontology annotation, biological process: NLS-bearing protein import into nucleus. The transcript is spliced from 9 exons. Gene Ontology annotation, cellular component: nucleus. Lineage: Eukaryota; Fungi; Mucoromycota; Mucoromycetes; Mucorales; Choanephoraceae. Gene Ontology annotation, molecular function: protein binding; nuclear import signal receptor activity. The coding region runs from base 130 to 1893 and encodes 587 amino acids. The record is from RefSeq and is a predicted model, not a curated record.
CCUCUCUUUUUCUCUCUUAAGUUUAUCUUGUUCCCCCCUUUUUUUCCCUUGUUUUUUCUUCACUUAAAAGCGCGUUCCAUAGUAACUUGCCAAGUUACAAUUCUCCUUUACUCUAUUCAAUAAAAAACCAUGACGAUCGACGUGUUUGAACCUGCUUCAGCAGAAGACGAUAUUCUUUUAGAGAUCAGCCGUAAACUCUCUAACGUGUCUAUCCAUAAACUACCUACACCUGGUGGCACUGUAGAAAAAGACACUUUACCCACUGUUAAAUAUCUCUUGUAUUCAGCAGACCCAGAUCAGAUCAGACAAAGCAUUCGAUUGUUGCGUAGAUACUUGACUCAAGGUCAUAGUGACGAAACAAGUGUCAAUGAUAUCUUGGGAUUGGAUAUUUUACCACGCAUUAAAGAGCUUUUAGAAGCAGAUCUAGGCAAUACUAUCAAGUUUGAAUGUGCUUGGAUUGUCACCAACAUUGCAGCUGGUAUGACAGAACAAACCAAUGCAGUGAUUCAAGCUGGAUUUGUCGAUGUAUUGCUGAAAAGUAUGUCUGAUACUAAAUCAAAAUUGGAUUUAAAGGCACAGGCUGCUUGGGCCUUAGGCAAUAUUGCAGGAGAGUCUCCUCAGUAUCGAGAAGAAUUAAUGAAAAAGGGAUUCACACAUUCCAUUGUUACUGUCCUGAAUUCGAUUUAUGAUGAAGCUUAUGAUGAAGCCACUUAUUCUCAAUAUGAACAUGGCAAAAUGCGAUUUGCUGAAGAAGAAGAUUAUGCGAAUGUAGAAGCCUUGUUAUGGGCCUUGUCAAACAUGUCUCGCGGUGGUUUCUGUGUUGCUGAAUACUUUCGCCAUUAUCUUCCCAUGUUUGAAACCUUCUCUAAAUACAUUGUGUUUGACUACCCUAAACUAGAAAUUGAAGUUUGUUGGGGACUUUCUCGUAUUCUUUACAACAUGCAUGAUGUUCAUGAAUUCCAUAAACGCAAUCAUAUCUCUGAUGAACUUUGUGAAAGACUCUCUGGUCUGUUAAAUCAUGGUAUUCCCAAAGUGGUUGUGCCUGCUAUUCGAACUGUCGUCAAUAUCACUUCAGGACCCAACGAGAAUGUUCUUGGUCUAUUGCGCACACCCAUCUUGUCCAGCAUCACUCGAUUGCUUGAACCCCAAGCACCCAAUGAAAUUCGCAAAGAUGCUUAUCUUGUCAUUUCCAACUUGGCUGCUGGUAACAAUGACAUGAUUGACCAUGUCCUUAGUCAUAAAGUGGUCAUGUUAAAUGUCGUUGCCCAUAUCACAGUUCCUGGCCAUAUUUAUGAUGCUCAUUCAAAACAAUGGAAUGCUACUGUCUCUCAUGCUUAUUACUACAGAAAUGAUGAAUGGAAAGUGACAAAAGAAGCCUUAUGGAUUAUAUUCAAUAUCAUUUCCCUUGGUAGUGAUAAUUCAGUAUGGAACCUCUUACAAGAACAUACCACUCUUCCUCAAGCCUUGGCUCUUGUCUUUCGUUAUAUUUAUUUGCCUCUUGAUGUAUGCGAAAAAGUGAUUGAAUGCAUGAUCAGUUUAAUUCAACGCUCCAACAAAUGGAUUGACCAACGAUUUCCUCAUGGUAAAAACCCUUAUGUACGACAUCUAAUUGAUUAUGGUGUGCCUGCUUCCCUUGCAUUUGUCACGAAAGAAGUUGCUGAAUCUUCCACUGUAGUUGAUCUAUGUCAAAAACUCGAAAAACUCUUACUAGCCUCAGAAGAAAAUGUGGUUCAAACAGCCUCUAUUUCAGAUAUGGCCGGUAUGGCAAGUGCCUUUGGACUUCCUACGAUUAUUGAAAUUAAAGCAAAGAGUAAUAAGCGAAGGGUCAUUCGUGGUCUUGAAGACGGCGAUGUCAGACUCAUUGAAAAUGCAGUUGGCAACCUUUGUAUUUAAACAAAAAAAAAAAAUAAUAAUAAUAAUAAUAAAAAUACCAGUCCGUAGUUAUUCUCUCUC